AUGACUAUUAAAGUUGGAAAUUUUUCUGAAAAAGUUGCUGAAAAUGUUGCUGAAAAUGUUGAGCCUGUAAGUUGAAUUUUUUUACAUUGUUGGGAGGAAAAACAUAUUUUUCCUAUGCAGAAAAACAGUUUAUUAUUUUGAUUAGAGACAAUGUGAAAUUGAGAGAGCGCAGACAGAAGAAUUAAUUUUUCGCAAAAAAUACAAAAAAACUAAUUUUUCUGUCUGCACUCUCUCAAUUUCCCAUUGUCUCUACUCGAAAAAUAAACUAUAUAUUUUGUUUUUUGACGUUUUUCUGGAUUGAAAACAUAUUUAAAAAAAAAUAUUUUUUUGAGUAGAGACAACGUGAAAUUGAGAGAUUGCAGACAGUUUUUUGUAUUUUUUGUUCGAAAAAUCAUUUAUUUUGUCUGCGCUCUCUCAAUUUCACAUUGUCUCUGCUCAGAAAAUAAACUUUAUAUUUUGUUUUUUCGAUUUUUUCCCGCAUGAGCCCAUAACAGAGCCUUGAAAGACUGUUGAAGCCUAAAUAAUCCCUAGGGAGUUUUAAAUAGCUUAAGGAACCUCUUAAGAAUUUUUACGAAGCUCCUAAUUAUUCUAGAAAUCUUUAAAUACCCUAAGACUCUUUAAAAAUCUCUAGAAGCCUUUUGGAUUCUUAGAUAACCCCUGAAGGACCUUUGAAAUCUAUCAGAAGCUCUAGAAAAGCUUUCUGAAUUUCUGGAACUUUUCAGAAACUUCUAGAAGUCGCUAUAAAUCAGGAGAAACUUCUAUCACCCCAGAAUAAUAUUCUCAAAAAAUUUCUGACAAUUUUUCUCUUUCCAGAAGCAACCAGGAGGAUUCGAAAUCUCAUACAAAGGAAUCUUCGAAAGCUUCAUGAUCUAUUACACUACAAUUUUGAUCAGCGAUUUGUUCCUAAAAGAAUUCAACGGCGAGAAAUUGUUCUUCACAGCAUUUCAAUUUUUCUGCACAAUUGCGGUUCAUUUGGAUUAUUGGCAAGUGUUGGUUUUGUAUAUCUUCAAAUUCGUCUACUAUUUAAAACAAUAUAAUCUUGGUGAUGUUGUUCGUGAGCACAAAACGAGUGGAACAACAAAUUUCAUCGCAGAACUUAUCCUUCAAAUGUUUAUUUAUGUAUUUCUCUCAGCGUUCGUGAAGAUAAUUGUGUUCGCUUUUCAAGAGUGGAAAAAAGGAGAGAAAUGAAGAGGAAACUGAUGAAGAAACAAAUUCACAAAUUAUUGAUUCUGUUUAA
Molecule: messenger RNA, 1237 nt
Organism: Caenorhabditis angaria
Lineage: Eukaryota; Metazoa; Nematoda; Chromadorea; Rhabditida; Rhabditidae
Source: the annotation of a GenBank genome assembly